CCUUUUCGCAAACGACCAACAUUCUGUCGUCCCCGCGCGAAGGCCAUGGCCGAGGCGAAGCAACCGUUCGAAGACAAGUACUUGGAUCUGAAGGACGAGAACAUUGCGUUGAAGAAGAAGAAGAAUGAGCAGGAGGACACGAUCAAGAGGAUGUACACAAAACUGGCGAUGCUCGAAGAGACCCUCAAGCGAAAGGAAAAGGACCAAGUGCCGGAAGCCGAUUCCCCAGGCAAAGGUGGCACGGGUGGCAUGUCGUGCAAAAGGGACAUGGAAACGGAGCGGUUCAUCCACGAACUGCGGCGUGAAAAUGCAGCGUUGCGGCGCAAGACGCAAGCCAUGGCAGAGUCCACUCGUUAUGGGCUACAAAGGGAAAGGCAAAAGGCGGCCGCGGUUCACCACCUGAAAAAGAAAUCUCCCUUGCCAGCAGCAACGAAGCCGUCGCCAUCUCACGCACACUCGUCCUCGGCCAACGACAACAAUAACGGACUUGAGGCGCAUUCGUCCAUGGCUCGAGCCAUGCAUCAUCAUUACGCGUCGUCGGCGGCGUCGUCGCACGGGAAGACCGGGUCGCUCGAAACAGCACUGAAAGCUCGCAUGGUGACCGCGGAACGGCAAGUCGUGCAAUUGCAGCGCGAAAACGAUAACUUGAAGGAUGCUCUUGCUGCGCGAUCCCAUCACGCCCACAACAACAACAGCGACCACGACUCGGUCGAACACUUGCAGCGUGAACUGCGCGAUCGCCAGGCACAACUCGUGAUUCUAAAUGCGCGGUUCGACAAUUUAGAGUCCAAAGCGAUGGCGGAGCGCGAGAUCCAAGAAAAAACGCUCGAGCAAAUGGACAAUUUCAACCGGGUCAUCCAUCGGUUGCGCAGCGACCUCCAGGAAGCGCAUGUCGUGCGCGACGAGAUGGAGAAGAAAGUCGCCAAGGCCAAAGAUAUGCGCGACGAGCUCGAGAUACUGCGGGCGCAGAACCAAAAACUCGAAGACCGCAUGACAAACCUGUGCGAAAGUCCUUUCAUCAACGACGCAUUCCAGCGCAAGGAACGGAUCGACAAGCUCGUGGCUCUCGAGUCGCAGACCAAACAGCAGCAACUCAAGAUCGACGCGAUGCACGCCGACACUCAAAAGCACAUGGCGGUCAUCCAAGAGCUCCAGACCAACAUCCGUCUCGUCAAGCAAGCAAAGGACGCCGCCGACCAGGAGCUGCUUCGAGUCAAGCAACUGCUGGACGAAGAGCGCCUCCAGCUUCGGCAAUGGAUGCAUCAACAGCCAACAAGUUCUCCAUUGACGCGACAGCCCAGCAUCGACCCGCCUUCGCCGAAGCAACCACCCCAGCGCCAAGCCACGUCGAAAGCCACGAGCCCCAUGCACCAGCCGCCGUCCGCAUCGGCCACGUCGCAGGAUAUGCCUGUGCCGAUCCAAACCAUUCCAGUGCAACGCGCCGCGGCACUGCCGCUCGUCCUGCGGAAAGGCAUCGUGGACGACCCGUCCCAUACCCCGUUUCUCGAAGGCACGGACGGAGGUCCCCCAGAAAACAAUGUGUCCUAUCUCCGGCACAAAGUGCACACGCUGCAAAUUGCCCACCUGUCGUCCACGCAAGAACUGGAGCGUUGUGAAAAGAUGCUCCAAGCACAGACAAGCAUCAAUCGAGAACUGUCGUUCGAGAUCGAGGAGCUCGUGACGCGCAAGGAUGCGGGCCACACCGCGCUGCGCAAAAAGCUCGACGAGAUCGAGUUGGUUGCCGACACACGACUGCGCAAGAUCGCCAUGCUCGAGGCACAGCUUCGCCAACUCAAGUACAUGCGGACAUCUCGGAGAAAGCAGCAUGGGGCAGACGACAACGACGAGGAUUUGUGGUCGGCCUUGGGCGAUGGCGAAGACGACGGCCCACCCAAGAGCAUCGACGAAAGCACCCUGGACUUGCUGACGGACCCGGCAGUGGACUUGGCCGCUGGCGAAAACUUGCUGGAAAUUUGGGUCGUCGGCGGCGAGUUCGACCCCAAGCACGUCAACGGCACCGGGUGCACCUUUGUCCUGUGCGACUUUUUCGAUUUUGAGUCGCAGUCGACGUCGCUUGUGCUGGGCAACCGUCCCGCAUACAACUUUGCCGCGACGUACAAGAUUACAGCGGACGCGUUUUUCCUACGCUACUUGGCGUCCGAGUCCCUCGCCCUCGAAGUCCAUCAAGCGGUCAAGGGCGACUUCCACGUCGUCGGACGGACAGCGCUGCGGCUGCAUCCGCUCUUGGUCCACUCGACGGGGUCCAUCAAAGACACGGCGACGCCUGUCCGCCACAUCACGACCAACGCCGUCAUGGGCCAUUUGCAUCUCGUCAUUCGCGUCGCCUUGCCACUGACUGAAAUCUGGCAGCUGCACUUGCAAGCGUGUCCAUCCGAUCAAGCGUUCCUUCCCAACGGCAACGUCGCGGCUGCCGACCAUGCCGCCCACGCAGCCGCCGUCGACGUCUUGCCCGACGACAGCCCUCUCAACGAUUUGCAAGUGUCCAUGGUGGCGUGUCGUAAAUUGUACACGUCGACUGGAAUUCCUCCCAGCGCAUACGUGCAUUACCAGCUCCUGGGAUUCCCCGACGUGUUCACGGACAUCGUGCCGUCGUCCGGCGCGCCGACGUUUUCGUCCGAAAAUGGCGGCGUCCACUGGUUCACGCUGUCUGUGGAUCCGUGCCUCAAACAAUUCUUUCGAAAGGUCAAGCUGCGCUGCACAGUCUUUGACGACAACGCCUCCGCCGACAGCUCGUCGUCGGGAGUCCUCGGUGUGUGCGACUUGUCGCUGCGACAGCUCGUGGAUGGCGACCCGGUCGACGGAUGGUUUGAUAUCGUGCACGACUCGUCCGGCGCCGUGGUUGGCGAACUGCUUGUCCAUUUGGCAUGGAAGAAUCCGCUCCAGCUCGUGGAUAGCGCGGCAGCCCACAGCAACGCACUCACGCAAACGCAGGUGCACGAGCUCAUGCAGACGUUCUCGCCACGGCACGACGGCCGCGUCAACUACCGCGCGUUCCUCGUAUAUGCCCACUCGUCCGUGUUCGCGACAGCGCUCUUUCUUGACACCAUCCAAUCGAUUCGGUCGAUGCUGCAUGCCGCGGUGGCCGCAGGGCAUGAAGUGCCGUCGACGGUCGCGUCGGCUACAUCGUCGACGCCGGGCAUGGCGAAGGACUCGCUUGCACGCGUCUUCCACGCGUCAGGACUCACGCUGCCCCCCGACCACGUCCAAGUCCUCGUCGAUGUCCUUGGGGACGUCAAUGGUUUCGUUCACCCCGCCGAGCUGUGGCGGCACAUUGACCCAACUCCGUCGUGCCAGGACCGAUUUGUCGCCCAAAAAUGCCGCGACGUUGUCCGCCAAUUUGAAAUGCGCGAGCGACAGCCACACAAAGUCAAGGCCCCGUUUGAACGGUACGAUCCAACGCACUGCCAUCACGUGUCGCGCGCGGAAUUCAAGCGCGGCCUGGGCGUACUCGGGUUUGUAAUAUACGACCCCCACGCCGAUGAAGCCAAGGCAGACCUCCUUGGCACGCACAACACGGUCGCCCCGAGCAGCACGCCGGAACAAGGCCCAUCGUCUAUGGAGAACGAAGCCGACGCUGAAAUCCUCAAGCCCAUGACGUCGGCUGCAGCGACGACGGAAUUCGAACAGCGAAAAGCUGCGUUCACCAAACGCAUGAAGCAAGCAGCCGACGCGAGCGGCAAGACGAGCUUUGUCUUGGACGCGCCGACGCUUCCGUCAGCCGCAUCAAAUCGACCAUUGCCACCCAGUCGUGCCGCGCGUGUGAUCCAGCAGCGAUUCCGCGCAUUUAUGCAGCAAGGCGUCGCAUCGUCAGCGCACGGUCCCGUCGCGGCCACGCCGCCGCCACUCACCGACGGACACGUCCUCCAUUCGACCCUUCUCGACGUCGAGGCGUUCCUGGCCAACACGCUCUCCGUCACGGACGAUCUCAAGGCCACCCUUGUCCGUGCGUGCCAAGAUAUGGACGAGACGAAGCGCGGACGCCUCAGUCGAAAGCAAAUGACGUUUGUGUUGCGCCCGCUGUGCUUGACGCCGGCGCAUCUUCGCACGCUCUUGGAUGCAUUCCGCGUUGAUUCGUCUGGCCGUGGACAGAAUCUCGUCAUGUAUGCGCCGGUGCUACACUUUGUGCUCACAGUCCAGCAUAUCGUGCCGCCUUUGAUCAAGUGGCUCCAGUCGCUCAUUCUAGAGGAGAACGACAUUGGCCCCUUUGUGCAGGCCGAUAGUAGCGGCACUGGACACGUCCCGUUUCAAGUGUUUGGCGCGUGCUUGCGUCGCAAGUGUCCGCAUUUGUCGUCGGCACAAGUGACCUUGAUUGCUCAACUCUUCGACUUGUCUGGAUUUGGCGUUUGCUAUCGCGCGUUCUUGGACUUUAUGGCGUCGCAGCCGGUGGCUAUCGCGCUGCAAAAGAUCAAAGCGUACCUUCGAUCGUUGCCGCAGCCGACGAAGCAAGCCAUUCAGGUGGCGCUGGCCCAGGUCCCACUGGACGAUGCGCUGACAAAACUCCAGUUGACGACGCUCUGGAAGCAUCACAAUGUCGAGUUGACACCGGCGGAUCAGUCUGUGCUGUGGAAUGCGCUUGAUCCAUCUCGUCUGGGGACAGUGUCCCCCGCGACGUUGUGGACUGUGCUCUUUCAGCCGGCUGCCUCGAAUGCCAUCACCUCGCCAAGCGCCAUGGUACCGCCGCUGGACAUGUCGCUCCUGCAGCAGUUGACUUGGAACUCGCGCCGGCAUGUCGCCCCCGACUCGGACGCGAUCUUGGCGGCGUUUACCAGGUACGACUGGGCGAAAACGGGUGGCAUUGGUGUGCCCGAGUUUGCGGCCGUGCUGCAACAGGUUGGAUUUGUCCUAUCCACCGACGCCUUGCGUCAAUUGGCGCGGCACUUUUACAACCACGGGCACGUCCAGUACGUGCGAUUCCUCCAGUGGAGUCGCCCGCCCGACGUGGCGUAUGCUCAACUUCAAACGCGCCUCCAACACUUUCUUCAACGUGUUGCGGCGACGCACGACAUGUCGAUGGCCGCCGUGGUAGGUCAAUGGCGGCAAGCAUUUCCGUCGCCCCCAGUGUCACGACAAGUGUUUGCGUCGGUCGUGGCCCAGCCACCAUUAGCCCUCCCGCUCAACGCCGCCGAAGUCCGCGCCGUGCUGUCUCAUCUCGACCCCGAUUGCCAUGACGUCGUCGACGUCGAUGCGUUCCUCCGACUGGCCGACAACAACGAAGCAGAUCCGUCAUGCCGUCCCGCCAACCACGAUGACGCCGAUACGGCAGUGUUGUCGACGCUGCAAGGUGUGGUGGCCAAAGCCGGCAAGCACGAAGUCCUUCGACUCUUUGAAGCGUACGACGGCACGAAGAAAGGAGUUGUCGAGCCGGCCAUUUUUGGCCUCGUGUGGCGCAAGCUCGGCGUCGAAUUGAGCCCCGAAGACGUUCACUGGGUCUUUUCCGAGUUUGCCAAGGAUGGCCACCAAUUGGCAUAUCGCAAGUUCCUUCGCCACCACUUAAAGGACCAUGGCACCGGCAAUGCCGCCGACGCCGACAACGACGACAUGGCGGCGGCGCGACGUCGUGGUAAACACCGCGCGCUGCUUGUGCAGAUGUUGCAAACCGCCGCGACCGACCACCCUGAAGACUACAAUGCGUGGCGGCGAGAAGUCGCUUGCCGGACAAAGUCGCGGCCGCACGUUUCCACGGACAAAGCGCUGUCCAUCUUGAUCAAGAGCCAAGACAAUGCCCUUGGUCACCGUGACUUGAUCGACAUGCACUUGUUCGACAAGUUUAUGUACCUGUUUACCAACAACACGAACGAAGAAGCGAGCGGCGAUGAACAAGGCGGCCAAGUGUGUGUGGCCAUGCUCCUGGCGUGCCUGGACAGCGCCGCGCCGUUGCCGCCACCUCAUGCGGUGGCAUCGACGACGGAAGCUCCUCCAUCCGGUGUAGAUUGCACCGCAGUAGAAGACGCAGUCCGCGUGUUGGGACUCGUCCUUUGUCGGUGUGUGGAGCAAGGGAAGGACUACAGGCGCGCCAUCGACCGCCACGACGAUCCAACGUGGCGUGGCGUUGUGGCCCGCCCUCACCUCAAGUCUAGUCUGUUGGAGCUGGGGUUCAACGUCGUGGACGGCGGCAUGCGAUUCAUUGGGACCCUCCUCGGCGCAUUUCGAGACCGGACAGGCCAAGAUCACGAUGCCAUCAACUACAUCCACUUGCUCCAUGCGGGUCGGCGCGCGGCCAAUUUGCCAUCCGACCCGUCGGCCGUCGUAUGGCAGUUGGACGAAGCUUUUCGCGCCCAGGUCCGGCAAAAGUGCCAAGUGACGUAUGGAUCGGAGGCGGGGGUCGGCGACGCUUGUGCUCCCCUCGAGCGCGCGUUCAACCACUUUGACCGGGACGACGUUGGUUUCUUGACCAUGGAGGCGUUUGUUGCGGGCCUGCACGCGCUGCACUACGACCCGUCGGCAGCGGAAGCGCAAGCUCUCUUUGACAGCAUGGCAGUGUUCCGCACCGCCACGCCGCCCGUGGUGUCUCGCGUGGAAUUUGACGCAUUUGUUCUCGACCCGCAUCGCGACGACCUCCUCACCCAUCUUCACUCGCGAGUUUCGUCCUUCUCGCAGCUCUCCCAUGCCCUCGCGGCGGCCGACCCCCGCGGCUCGGGCGAGUUGCCGGUCUCAACGUUUGGAGACGUCUUGGCCGCGCAUGGUCUGCGCGUCAGCCGCUCCGACCUCACGCGACUGCAAUACUUGUUCGACGUGAACCGGACUGGGACAGUCCUGUCGUACAAAUUGUGGCUCCGCGUCGUUGCCCGCGGCAUCGGGACAACAGCGAACGGCGCCGACGAUACCGAUUCCCAUGAUUCUGUGCUUCACGCCAUUCGUCGGACGCUGCAGACGUACUUGGCAAACAACAAUGGUGGCGCGACUCCAGCAGGCACAGUAACGACUGCCGCACGAGCGUGUUUGGAAGCCGCCGACACAACCCAUUCCGGCGCGCUGGCCGUUGCGGACUUCUACCUCACGAUGAAGCACAUGGGGUUAGUGCUCGCUCCGGAGCAAGUUCGGGAACUCGUGCUGCGGUACCCUGGCGGCACCGACAAGAGACAAAUUGAUUACCUGGCGUUGAUGGCAGAUGCAGCGCCGGCUGAACAGGGGGUGAUGGAGCGCGUGAUGAUGUGCAUGGAGGAUGCAAUUGAGCGCGGCGUCGACGUGCUGACUCGGCUGCGACGGUUGGAUGCGACUGGUCAUGGAACGCUGACGGCAGCGCAAUUCCGAGUGGGUUUGGAAGAAUUGGGUGUAUCGUUGUGCGAUGCCGACAUGCCCCAGAUCAUGGCCGGGUUUGGAGGAGAGGCGGGAAGUGCCGUGGAGCUACGGCAUGUGCUGCAGCAUGUACGGGUCCAAACAACCAAGGGACUUCUCCGAAAACUGGUCCCGUUGUCGGAUGCAGCAACCGAUAGACCAUCUUCCAUGGACAGGACGACCUUUGCGUCGUUUUGCGCGGCACAAGGCAUCGCGGCACUGACUGCUUCUCAAUGGAAAGUGCUCGAAGAGCAAUUUGGGACAACGUCGCAGGACGCUGGUGUCACGAUCGAUGUUGGGCGGGUUGUGCAGAGUGUGCGGGCAGUGGGGGUGCAAGCCGUGCUCCACCAACUUUGCGAGGGUUUCAAAGCGGUUGGAGCCGUCGCCAAAGAUGUCGGACAGGCCUGUCUCGCGCACGAUGACGACUACACCGGUCAAAUCUCCACGUCGCAGUUCUUUGGCGUGCUGGACAAAGUGAUCGGGACACAGAUGUCGCCAAGCGACAGGCGCCUCCUCCACCAUGCUCCGUGGAUCGUGCUGGAUCGCGUCCACUACCGCGACUUUGUUGCGGCCGCCUUCCAUGCACACGUGUGAAAUGUCCAUGAGCCCAUCAUAGGAAGUGCGCAAUUCGGCGAACUUGAGCGGGUCGGACGUGAUAUAAUUGAAAUGUCGGCGUCG
Molecule: messenger RNA, 7974 nt
Organism: Aphanomyces invadans
Lineage: Eukaryota; Oomycota; Saprolegniomycetes; Saprolegniales; Verrucalvaceae
Exons: 13
Coding region: 46-7890 (2614 amino acids)
Biological process (GO): non-motile cilium assembly
Cellular component (GO): ciliary transition zone
Molecular function (GO): calcium ion binding
Source: RefSeq, a predicted model, not a curated record